AUGAAUCCCAGCAGCUCAAUUGCGCGAAGCCCAGUGUCGUCGUCCGCUGCUCGCUCAAUACGCACGCAACGCGCUAAGCGUCCUGAGGCAAAUCAAACACAAUGGCAAAGCGCGAAUGGCAUCGAGCCGAAAACUCCUUUUCUCAUUGGCGUCGCAGGCGGCACCGCCAGUGGCAAGAGUACAGUAUGCAAACGCAUCAUGGAAAAACUGGGCCAGGUGGAUGUGGAUCAAACACAAAGACAGGUUGUGUGCAUUGCACAGGACAGCUCUGGAAGCAGGGCUUUAACACAGGCUGAAAUGGUGAAGGCUGAGAAAGGUGAAUUCAAUUUUGAUCAUCCAGAUGCUUUCGAUGAGGCACUGAUGAAACGCACGCUGGUUGCGAUUCUUGCUGGGAAAAAAAGUGUGAGACCGCAGGACUUCAAACAUCACCUCCUCGAUUCCCUUUUGACGAUAUAUCCAGCUGAUGUAGUGCUUUUCGAAGGAAUUCUCGUGUUUUACUUCCAAGAAAUACGCAAAAUGUUUCAUAUGAAACUCUUUGCUGAUACUGAUUCUGAAUACGGCAUGGCUCGAAGAGGCGCCAAGGAUAUUGCUGAACGCGGACGUGAUUUGACUGACUCGCGAAAUACGAAUUAUGUGAAGCCAGCAUUUGAAGAGUUUUGUUCUCCUACGAAAAAGUUUGCGGAUGUGAUUAUUCCACGUGGAGCUGAUAAUACCGUUGCAAUUGAUUUGAUUGUGCAGCAUAUUCGUGAUUUUUUGAACAAUCGCCAUCAUCUCAACGAGCGGAGACUGUCGAUGAUUGCUGCAAUACCAUCAUCCAUGCCGGGGACGGCAAGCAGCAGCCAGAAUUCAACUCCGACGCACAAACGUACCGCUGCAGAUGCGUUCAAACGCCCGCACUAAAUUUCUCUUUUAUUUUAUUUUAUUUUAGCGCUUAAUUAUCCUCAACUUAGGUUUGAGUUACAUGUGUUCGUUUCAAGUAGUCGCCGAGUUUGUUUUUAAACCAAAGAUCAAAGAUGUUGCGAGCAAUAAUUACCAAAGUACGAUAUUUUUCAGUUUGCUGAGCUAUUUUGAGCGUUUUUUUAAGUUGUUUAGCGUGUAAUGCCUUAGAAUAGUAAUUUUAUGUGUACGUUGAGUUUUUAUAUUAUAUCAUCUCGUUUUUUUACAUGUUUCUAUUAUAAUAACGCGUUUAUCGAUCAAAUAUAUUUCAAUGAUGUUAUAAUUCA
Dalotia coriaria is the source of this 1223-nucleotide messenger RNA. It is a transcript of the gene Uck, whose product is annotated as Uridine-cytidine kinase. Gene Ontology annotation, cellular component: cytoplasm. The record is from RefSeq and is a predicted model, not a curated record. Lineage: Eukaryota; Metazoa; Arthropoda; Insecta; Coleoptera; Staphylinidae. Gene Ontology annotation, molecular function: ribosylnicotinamide kinase activity; ATP binding.